AUGUUCCGCUUCUCCGCUCUCCUACUACGUGGUCAAUAUAAGACACGUUUGAAGAAGCGUAUGGUGGGAUUUAUUCCCAAAGUAAUUCCACGGAAAAUAAAGAACAAUAUGGUGGCGCUUCGAAGCGAGGCGAACACAGGGCAUAUGGAAGGUUACUUAAAAACAGAGUCAGAGAGAUUAGAUGCAACGGGACGCAAAUUGCAAAAAGUGCUAUGGGAUCCUAUUCUACAGCGGUACUGUUUGUUCAAGGAAACAAAGAUUCGCGGACCAUUUAUGACAAAGUCAUCUAUAGCAAGAAAAGUUGACUUCCCUAUAGGGGGUUCUGCUACAGUUUCCAAAAAAUAG
Trypanosoma theileri is the source of this 345-nucleotide messenger RNA. RefSeq lists its product as uncharacterized. Bases 1 to 345 code for a protein of 114 amino acids. NCBI's taxonomy places the organism in Eukaryota, Euglenozoa, Kinetoplastea, Trypanosomatida, Trypanosomatidae. The record is from RefSeq and is a predicted model, not a curated record. The transcript has a single exon.